Molecule: messenger RNA, 2050 nt
Organism: Chara braunii
Lineage: Eukaryota; Viridiplantae; Streptophyta; Charophyceae; Charales; Characeae
Source: the annotation of a GenBank genome assembly
GGGCAUGUUUCAACUGUGACCAGCAUGGUCACUGGUCUGGGGAGUGCCCAAAUCCGCGGAGGAUGGGGUAUCGUCCGGCGGUUGCUACCGGGGCUAAUGCAGAGCCCAUCUUGGCUUGGCCUGCAGCAGGGACUGUGGCUUCAACGAAUGUGGCUACGGCUCCGGCUGAGACAUCGUACGGGGCUGCACCUCGCACCGGGUGGUGGACCAGGAACCAGCAGAUCCUGGAUAAGUGCAACGCCUUUGUGAGUAAGGCACAACAAAAGGAAAGAGAGGAGUUUGAGGCGAAGGACGCUGAGAGGAAAAAGCGAGAGAAAGAGGAGGAGGUGGCAUUAAGGAAAAAAGAGCGAGAAGAGCUGGAAAACUCUAUGGAGGUGGAGUUACUCAAACAAAAGCGGGCCGAUGCUAAAGCGAAGCGUAUCGAAGCCGAGGCGGAACUGCAGAAACUGAAGGAGCAAAUGGGUCGAUUAACAACGGAGGUUGGGGGAGGCAGUACACCGAGAGGACAAGGUACGAAUCUUAAAGAGAAGAUGGAUGAGGCGGCGAGGACUGGUCUUCGGACGGGAAGGAAGGGCAAGGUGAAGAUGACUGCUGGCCGAUUGCCCCGGCCCGACGGAAGUGCACAAAAGGCUAACGAUCGGUUCAUUCUUCUCCAAGACGAACGGAAGCGUUUGAAAGGUUUGAAAAAGGCUGCCCUGGAGACACUAUGCGAAGAGGAAGGUUUGCGAUACAAGACUAUCGAGGCGACUGCGGAAGAACUUGCGCAGCUUUAUUUAAUCAGGAUGUUUGACCAGGAAGGAGAGAAAAAGGACGUAGGGGACACGGAACGAAGGUGUGGGAAGCAAGCUGUUGAGGAAGGUGAUGUUGGAAUGAACUUCAAUUUGAAAAGUAUGGCUGAGCUGGCACCUGCUUUAAAGCAGAUUAACAGGCAGUUGAAGAAGGGGGAAUUUUUUGUAAAUGCAGCAUUCGACAUCAAGGAAAUGUUUUGUAAUUUGCCGCACAAAUCUAUCAUGAAGGCGGUGAGGUGGGUUGUGGAUUUUUGGGCGAUUAGGGGUUGUAAAGGGGUUAUGGUUAAGACAAGGGGAAAGGGGGCAAAGCUGAGAUUUGGAAGGACUGAGGUUGGUUGGAACUCGAUAUCUCUGGAUAUGGUGGUUAGCUUUGUUUCCUUUGAGCUUGAUGCAACUUACUUCAAAGUCUGCGGGCAAGUGCUGCAGCAAGUGGUGGGGAUUCCCAUGGGAAAGGCGUCCAGCCCGGCCUUGGCCUGCCUCCUUUGUACUUACAACGAAUUCAUGUUUCUGACAUCACUGGGUUGCGACCAACAACUGGUAAGCGGUCUGCGUAUGGUGGAUGAUGUGUCCGUUAUGAUCCGCUGCAAGGUUGAGGAUGUUUGCUCUCUGCCCAAGGCCAGGGAGAUCAUGGAUGCAUUUAGGACAUGCUAUGAUGAUAACCUUGUUUUGGAGCAGACCAAUGGAAGCGAUUGCUGGGAUUUUCUAGGCUGUGUGAUAAAGGCGUUGGAUUGGCCUUGGGGAUUGCAGUGCGUGGCUUUGCACAAAAACCAACGGAGUUAUAAGGAGAAGGGGGUUAAAUUUCAGAAUUUGCAAGACUUUGACUCUUACUCGAGCAAGCAGCAGAAAAUGGCUAUUAUUGGGUCUUGCCUGCAUCGAGCGAGGAUGUACACCACCAUGAGUGGGAUGGAGGUGGCUUUCCUACUUACCUUGAAGAUCGAACUCCGAAAAAGGGGGUUCCCGGACGAAUAUUUUGAUCAUCGUCUGAUGGCAUUUUCCAGGAAAUUUGGGGGAGUGUGGGACGAUUGGGUGGGUGUAUUGACCGGAUGGAGGAAGCCGAUGCUCGGGAAUGUGCGGGCACAAGGGCUGGGCGGUGGCCUUCGUGAUUUGGGGGCAAAAGCUGGGGCAGGGAUAGAGCCUCUCAAGGUCGAAAAGGCCGGUUCCCGAGACUGUGUGAGUACGAGGGAAAGUGGUCUGUCGGAGGCUUAGGCCGUGGUCUCGGUCUGGGGUGAGUGCCUCUUCGGGGGCUGUGAAUGUUAACAGUA